This is a messenger RNA of Juglans regia (Persian walnut), 1452 nucleotides long. RefSeq lists its product as uncharacterized. The coding region runs from base 1 to 1452 and encodes 483 amino acids. The transcript has 3 exons. The record is from RefSeq and is a predicted model, not a curated record. Lineage: Eukaryota; Viridiplantae; Streptophyta; Magnoliopsida; Fagales; Juglandaceae.
AUGGACCCGGCGGCUGCGGUGGUUUCCCGGGUAUGCAACUCGGUGCACGGUAGGCUGAAGGCAGAGGCUUUUCUGUUAACUGGCGUGGUGCUCUCCGAAAGGGUGAGGAUAGGCUGCGGUGAUGCUGGGGCGGCGUCGCGGUACGCGGAUAAGUUAUGGGGUGCUGCACGACUCGGGGAAAGGUUAUGUGAGGGUCUAAAGCUGACUGAAGAAGAACAACAGGAGGUGGUGGUUAGUAGUGAAGAGGUGAUUAUUUCAGAGGCAAAGAGUAAACACUGUUUCUUGAUGAUGGCGGUAACAGAUAAGGAAGCAAACAAAGGUGCUCUUAGAAACACUAUGGCACGAGUGUGGCAAAUAGAAGGGAAGGCUGUUUUCAAAGAAGUAGGGAGGAAUAAGUUCCUAGUGGAGUUGAAGGAGAAAGCUGAUAAGAAGAGAAUCAUGCAGGGAAGACCUUGGUCGUUUGACAAAAAUCUAAUUUGUCUGCAGGAUUGUGAAGGCCACGAGUCUUGGAAGGAAAUGCAAUUCCAGCAUGAACCUUUUUGGGUGCAAUGUCAUGACCCUCCUUUUGCUGGGAUGAAUGCUAACACUGGAUUUAACCUGGGCAAGUCAAUGGGGGAGGUACUCAUGGUGGACACGGAUGAUAGUGGGGUAUGCUGGGGUAGUUUCCUAAGGUUAAGGGUAAUGAUAGACCUUACAAAACCUUUGGCGAGAGGGAGAUUUUUAACUCUCGGGAACGCAAAGUACUGGAUCCCUUUCAAGUACGAAAGGUUACCAAACUUUUGUUAUCAUUGUGGGAAGAUCAAGCAUGUCACUGGAAUGUGUGACAAACUUGAUAGAGGAAAAGCCAGCUUGGAAGGCUUCAACCAACAGUAUGGUGCAUGGCUAAGAACCAGUCCAAAAUCAUCUUUUGCUGAGGGUUCUCAAUCCAGAAGGGAAACAGGUCAGGGCAGGAUAUCGGGUCAUGACCAGAGAAAGGGAGAUGGAGAGGUACAACAGGAAAAAGAUGCACCAGAGGGAAGAGAGGAGAGUGUAAUGGCGGGAACUGAGGAGGUACAAGAGGCGGGAAACCAGGGUGGUAGGUAUGGCUCUCAGAGUAAAGCUGACAUAUCCUGCGAAGAGAGAGGAAUAAGUGUAUUAGUAGAAGCUACAUUGGGAAAGGAAUUACCUGAAGAGGGUGAUCCUCCUGCUCAGGUCACCAAUGUAAUUUCUCAAAGGGACAAAGCUAAAACAGGCAAGUGGAAGAGGAAAGCACGUGCUAGACUAGUCAGCAAUGAAUUACAGCAUAAUACGUGUGACAUGGAGUUGGAUAAGCCUAGUAAAGCAAGGAAAAGAAAGGGUCAAAUAGACAAUGGAAGGCUGGUUGGCAAAAGAAGUAAACAGACUCAUGUUGAGGAAGAAGAAGAGUGUGUGCUUAAGGCAAUGGCUGCUAUGCAGAACUGCCAAUCCCCAUGA